CUAUAAAUAUGACGUAAUCGUUAAACAUCUUUAUUUCACUCAAACAUGUCGAGAAAAAAUAACAAGGGCAAUUUGCAAUGCCCGCAACAUCCAGAUGCUUUUUUAGUCGAGGACUACCGAGCAGGAGAUAUGGUUUGCCCCGAGUGUGGCUUGGUAGUGGGCGAUCGAGUGGUCGAUGUUGGAUCAGAGUGGAGAACAUUUAACAACGAGAAAUCGGUGUCCGAUCCAUCGCGUGUUGGCGCAGCUCAGAAUCCACUGUUAGGUGGGACUGAUCUUUCUACAAUGAUUGAAAGAGGUGGUCCUGGGAAAUAUGACAUGGAUGGUUAUUCCAGAAUGCAUAAUCGUGGUGGUGCAUCCGGGUCAGAUCGGAGUCUAUUACAAGCGUUUAGAGAAAUAUCUGUUAUGGCUGAUCGGAUUAAUCUACCAAAAAAUAUUGUGGAUCGAGCAAACACAUUGUUCAAACAAGUUCAUGAACAAAAAAGCCUGAAAGGUCGAAGCAAUGAUGCUAUUGCUGCAGCGUGUUUAUCUAUUGCGUGUCGGCAAGAAGGUGUUCCCAGGACAUUUAAAGAAAUAUGUGCUGUUAGUAAGGUUUCAAAAAAAGAAAUUGGUCGAUGUUUUAAGCUCACUUUAAGAGCUCUAGAGACUAGUGUGGAUCUCAUUACGUCCGGAGAUUUUAUGUCCCGGUUCUGUUCAAACUUAGGAUUACCAAUGACUGUCCAGAAAGCUGCUACCCAUAUUGCAAGGAAAGCUAUGGAUCUUGAUUUAGUGGCAGGGCGUUGUCCUAUAUCUGUUGCAGCAGCGGCAAUCUACCUCGCCUCACAAGCUUCUGAGGGUAAAAAGUCACAAAAAGAAAUUGGUGACAUAGCUGGCGUGGCCGACGUGACAAUACGACAAUCCUAUCGUCUUAUGUUUCCCAAAGCUUAUGAACUAUUUCCCACAGACUUUAAAUUUUACACACCCAUCGAAAAGCUGCCAUAUUCAUAGGAAAAUAGUCAAAAAUAUAUUAAGACAUUCGCAUAUUAAAGCUUCUUUUAAGACAUGCAUUGGAGAAUAUAAGUAAAGUUAUGUAUUUUAUAAGUUAGUUUAUUUCUAUCUUUCUGUUGCGCUUUCACAAAAUGAAAUGUGAUCGCCAAAUAAGCAAUAUUGCAUGAUUGUAAAUUUUUAUAUUUAAAAAUUGAAAGUUUAUGUUAAAUUGUGUGAAACCAUUAUACAGUUUUAAAACGGGUAAAAAUAAA
Dendronephthya gigantea is the source of this 1235-nucleotide messenger RNA. RefSeq names its product transcription initiation factor IIB-like. The record is from RefSeq and is a predicted model, not a curated record. Gene Ontology annotation, molecular function: RNA polymerase II general transcription initiation factor activity; TBP-class protein binding. NCBI's taxonomy places the organism in Eukaryota, Metazoa, Cnidaria, Anthozoa, Malacalcyonacea, Nephtheidae. Gene Ontology annotation, biological process: transcription initiation at RNA polymerase II promoter; transcription preinitiation complex assembly. Bases 46 to 984 code for a protein of 312 amino acids. Gene Ontology annotation, cellular component: transcription preinitiation complex; nucleus. The transcript is spliced from 10 exons.